AUGGAUAUCACAAAGAACAUCGUGACUUUACUUCUUGUAGUAUUGUUUCCAAUUUUGUUUUAUUACAACAAUGUUUUGGCAUUUCCGGCGAGCGAUCAAUCGAUAUAUGCUCGUUGCAUUGGUCCAUGUCCGAGGUAUGCCGUGCCUCAUUGGUGUGAAAAUGAAUGUUUGUCUAGGAAGUACAUGGCAGGAGGAGAAUGUGCUUUUAUUGAAGGAGAAGGACCAACACCACGGUGUUGUUGCAUUAACUUAUGA
Arabidopsis thaliana (thale cress) is the source of this 255-nucleotide messenger RNA. RefSeq names its product Defensin-like (DEFL) family protein. The coding region runs from base 1 to 255 and encodes 84 amino acids. Gene Ontology annotation, cellular component: extracellular region. The record is from RefSeq and is marked reviewed. Lineage: Eukaryota; Viridiplantae; Streptophyta; Magnoliopsida; Brassicales; Brassicaceae. The transcript has 2 exons.